Messenger RNA from Thrips palmi, 2529 nucleotides. RefSeq names its product methionine synthase reductase. Gene Ontology annotation, molecular function: [methionine synthase] reductase (NADPH) activity; flavin adenine dinucleotide binding; FMN binding. The record is from RefSeq and is a predicted model, not a curated record. Gene Ontology annotation, cellular component: cytosol. Gene Ontology annotation, biological process: homocysteine metabolic process. The transcript is spliced from 10 exons. NCBI's taxonomy places the organism in Eukaryota, Metazoa, Arthropoda, Insecta, Thysanoptera, Thripidae. Bases 150 to 1691 code for a protein of 513 amino acids.
UUUUUCGUCUGCUCCCGACACGCAGUUCGCACGCUUUGUCUUCUGCUGUCUCGUCUCGUCUGCUACCCACGCGUGCGGCCAGCUCGUACUCCUCGAGCCAGUUUUAAUGUUGUUUAAGGAAGAUCUGUAUUAGACACUGCUCUGCCGCCAUGGACGGGCUUCCGAAACUCCCCGCAGAGUACUUGGAAGUCAACUACGACGUUAGUGAGGCACCGGCAAGUGCGCGUACUCCAUUACCUGCCAUUGGUCAGAUUAAAGCCCCUCUUCCAUUUGGUGUUUCGGACAUUUAUUGGGCAGAUGUGGUCUCUGCCAACUGUCUCACGUCAGGUGAUGAUGUUAAAAAGGUUUACGAUUUAGUCUUGGAUGUGAAGAACUUUCCUCACACCCUGGUGCCUGGGGAUACCAUUGGAAUUUGUCCUCGAAAUAAUUCUGAGGAAGUAGAAAAAUUACUGGAUCGCCUUGGGGUGAAAGAUCAUUUGGAUAUAAUGUGCCAAAUUAGUGUGAGGGCUGAUUGUGGUAAGAAAAAGGCCUCUGUUCCCCCUCACAUCCCAGAAGUUUCUACUUUGAGGGAAAUAUUUGAAUCUUGCCUAGAUCUCCACGCUGUUCCAAAAAAGCUUUUCAUCCGAGCUUUACUAGAAUACACCUCAGAUCCCGAAGACCAUGAAAGUCUGAGUGAAUUAUGUAGUCGCAAGGGCGAUGGAUACACUGAGUGGAUUGCAUCUGGUCGUAGUUAUUUGGAGGCCCUCUUGCAGGACCAUCGCUCUUGUCUGCCUCCCAUCAAUGUUGUUCUCGAGCACAUGCCACGCUUGCUGCCUAGACCCUAUUCUAUUGCAUAUUUUUCUGGCGAAGCUGAAACGCAUGUACACAUAGCGUUUUCGUUAACUGAGUUUAUCAUUCCGGGCGGAAAGAGGAGAGGAGUGUGCACGGGCUGGCUUGAAACUCUGACAGCACCUUUAAGGCGCACCAGCGAUGGUGAAGCUGAAGCUGCUCUAUGCAGCCAGGUAGAAGCCCUAAGUUUAUCACCUGAGGGAAAACCCUCCAUCCAGAUUCCAAUAUUUAUGCGGGCCAGUAGUUUUUUCCAUGCUCCAGCGGAUUUAAGUCGUCCUGUGAUAAUGAUUGGACCAGGUGUUGGAGUUGCUCCAUUUGUUGGAUUUUUGCAGCAGAGAGAAAAGCAGCUGAAGGACAAAAAUCUUAUUAAAGUCAGUCGGUGCUGGUUAUUUUAUGGCUGUCGGUAUCCCCUCAGGGAUAUGAUUUACAGCAAUGAGAUCAAGAAACAUGUAUUAAAUGGGACUCUGGACAGGUAUAUGGUGGCACACUCUAGGGACAAGUCUUCACCAAAAUAUGUGCAGGAUAAUAUAAGACUUCACCUUCAAGACGUGUGUCAGAUGAUCCUGGAAGAAGAUGCAUACAUUUUUGUGUGCGGUGAUGCAGCUGGCAUGGCGAGGGAUGUGUUAAGUGUGAUCCGUGAUUCUAUUGCCAAGUACAAAAAUAUACCUAAGACAGAGGCACAAAAAAUUUUGAUGGAGCUGCAGGCUGCAGGAAGAUAUAAAGAAGACACGUGGACUGUGCAGGACGAUGCCGUUCGGAUGUACAGCAAAGCAAUGGCUGAUGACAAGAAGCGCCAAGAAAUGAAUAAUGCAAUUGUUGCUUCUGGUCCUGAACAAACAUUUGUUGUUUGUGAUGUUGUAUGACAUCAGCUUUCCAAGGUCUUCUCACUUAUCCGAGGGGCACCUCGGAAUGAGUAGGCCUUGUCCUGUUCGUCAGGAAGAUUUAAAAUAGAUUCUCAAAAGGGUUGACCUCUUAUUGUGAAUCUGGAUAAUGAGAAAUGUUCUCUCACUACCUGGUAAUCCUUGUGAAUCAGGAAUUUUACCUGACAUUCUGCUUGAAUCUUUAGUUACCUGAAUUUUAAAGUUUAUCAUUUAUGAACUUUUAAGACUUAACUUAAGACCAUAAGAGUGCUAAAUGCUCUCUUUAAAAAUUAACAUUAAAGUGAAGCUAAUUUGAGCUUAUUGUAACUUUCUAUUGUGAAAUGAAAUGUUUCUAAUUGAUACCUAUCAUGUUUACCAUUCUAGGUGUUUAUGAAGUGUUAAUAAAACAGAGGCCAAUGAAUAGAAAAAUAAUUUAAGUUGUUUUGUUUCAAAGAAUUUACAAUCACAUCACAUUUUGUUUUCUUCUUUCAUAAAAGGCCUCACAUAUCAAAGUAUGAUAUGUCCCAUUUUAACUUUCAUUUUUAUGUUAUAGAGAGGAUUCUCAUAGCUUCUUCUGUUUUUUUUAAAUGCUAUUGAGUCAAGAUCUACCAUUUGACAUUUGUCUUUCUUACUACAUUUUACUCUAUUGUGCCUAAAUCUCCUUACUUUCAGUGUUUCUGACUUUUGUACUAUUAAGUGCUUGUAACAUAAUUUACGAAUCUUUACCAUUGGACAGUAUUUUUAGAUGAUUGUAAGUGAAGAAGAUUCCUUAACAAGAUUUGCGUGCAUGUGACAUGGUUCAUGCUGUCGUGAAAAAUAAAGGAUCUAAUGAAAAUGUAGA